Messenger RNA from Mesorhabditis spiculigera, 2613 nucleotides. Lineage: Eukaryota; Metazoa; Nematoda; Chromadorea; Rhabditida; Rhabditidae. The record is from the annotation of a GenBank genome assembly.
AUGCACAAGAAGUCCGGGAACUUGGAGGGGAACUCAGCCAGCCAGCCGGGGUCCUCCCGCACUGACACUUCGUCUUCUAUCGGAACAGCUCCCCUGGCUGUUGGGGAAAGUUCUGUGACUCAGCGCGCGAGCGGUGGGAGCACUUCGUCCGCCUUGUCGGAUAAUCAGGAUCCAUCAUCUCCUCGUACCAAAGUCAGCACCACGACGGCGACUUCUGCAGCCACGUCUGGCCGCAGCUCUGGCAAUGCGGGCCAAUUGGAGGAACGGAAACGCUCCCAGCAGCUGCUGGGGCCAGACGUCUUCUUCCGAAAAUUCCGGCAGAUUGUCAGCCAGAAUCGGCGCCGCUACCAAAAUGACGGAUAUGAUUUGGACCUGACUUAUAUCACUGACCGAAUCAUUGCUAUGGGCUAUCCAGCGUCGGAUCGUGAAUCGGUUUAUCGGAACAGCAUGGAACAGACGGUCAGCUUUCUCGAGCGUCGCCAUCGCGGCCACUACAAAGUCUUCAACCUUCGUGGAUCUUACGUCUACGACCCGGCCCUCUUUGAACAUCGUGUGGUCUGCUUUGAAAUGACUGACCAUCACCCGCCGCGUCUCGAGCUCAUGGCUCCAUUCUGUCGCGAAGUGCACAACUAUCUGCAAGAGGACAAGCGCAAUAUUGUGGCCGUUCAUUGCAAGGCAGGCAAGGGCCGGACUGGUGUUAUGAUCUGUGCCUAUCUGGUCUACAUCGGCUUUUACUUGUCGCCGCGCCAGAACAUGGACUAUUAUUCAGUGGUCCGGACGAUGAACAAUAAGGGUGUGACCAUCCCCUCGCAGCGUCGUUACGUCUACUACUUUGCGCACCUGCGAAAAUUCCAUCUGAACUACAUCCCGUUGCGCGUCGAGCUGGUCGGCGUCUACGUCGAGCGUCCGCCGUGUAUCAGUGGGUCGUUAACAAAGGGUGAUUUCUCGCUGCGGGUGUGUAACGGUGACGUUGAUGUGUAUCACGGGGAUUGGUAUACGUACACUAAAGAGAGCUGGGAGGAAGAGGACAAGAAAUGGGGCAAUCCGACUCGAUGCUCUCGUGGCCCGGAUUCUUAUGAUCCCUGCAACCCGGUCCGUGGCAAUGAUGUGAUUUCUAGGAGAGCUUACGGCUGGACCGUACCUUCCAACAAACGGGUAUUCCUGGAAGGUGAUGUGCGCAUGGAUCUCUACCACAGCAAGAAAGUCAAGCUGCUCAACGUUGGAAGCAAGGAUCGGUCAAAGGUUGGACACGUCUGGUGGAACACGAUGUUUGCUUGUCCGCAGUUUUGCGGUGGCUUCUAUAAACAUGGCGAUGAAGCGUUCCCAUAUCCACCCGGUGAGACUACAAUUGCCUCUCGGGUUCUUGCCACAAAUCCACCUCCGCCUCCGCCACAGCAAGGCGUUCGCCCGAAGAGUGGAAGCGCUUCUGUCCCGAAUAGUCCACCGUUGUCACCUAAAACGGAACGUUCUUCUACCGCAACUCGUGCCCCAUCUUUCGAUGCACGCAAAAACAAAGCAUCGAGUGCCAAUCGGCUUCACAACGCCGUCAAGAAACUGGCCGAAGGUGUCGUCUCGCGGAAUAGCGAGCCUAACAUCGAUCGACCAUCGUCAUCGGGAAAGCGCGACGGCUCGAGCAGCGAUCCGACGAGGAGGGGAGAUGGCUCCAGCUUUGACAUUCACUUGAUCUCACCACCGGGACAAGACCUCCAUUGUCCGACCGACUCCCUUGAGGCGAUUUACGGGGACAAGGAGUGGGUUUCAAUACCACCACGAAUCGAGAUCGAGCGCAUUCUCCGGGAAGCUCACCUUCGCGAACUCGUGGCCGAUCAGUACAACGAACGCCGUCUCUCUGUUCCUCAAGAUGGAACGCCAGUGGAGAAGGCCCCAGACGGUCGCCCGGGCACGAGCACCGGCUUUGGUCCGUUCUGCAUUACGCGGGAAGCGGAGGAACACGUGCAAAUCUACAACGUGUUGGAAGUCGACCGUGCUUAUAAGAAGAAGGAUAUCGACCCAGGCUUCCGUUUGAUCGUCGUCACUCGGUGUGUUCCCGUUGGCGGAUCCGAUGCCGAACUGGCGAAGGAGUUCAUGCGCGUCACACAUGAAAAACAGCAGGCCAAGGACGAGAAGAAGUUUGCACAGAUUGCUGCACGCCAAAAGAAGCUUUCCGAGAAAAUGGGCGAGUCCGAGGAGGCUGUGAAACGUUCGAUGAUCAAUCAGGACAACUUUAUUGACGAAGAGCAGUGGCAGCACGACGAUCGCUUCCAGGACCCGUUGCAAAAGAAAUAUUUCUAUCGUCAGCGCAUCGACUCUUUCAGUCGUUAUCCUCUCGGCAACUACAGAUGCCCUCUGUUGACUCAAUUCUCAACGUCUCCGCCUCGUAUGACACCACCAGCUGCCACUUCACCGCUCUCGGCCAACAAUCCGCGCGCAAACCAGGACAUGGACGUCCGCAGCUAUCAUCCGGACGACGGUCAGUGGCGUGAAAAAUCUGACAUUUCAACGUCAAGUGACGAGGAGAGUGACCACGACGCCUCACAAGCCACUAUUCGCCCUCCCAGCAACUUUGAUGAUGAGUGCAAGAAUAGCAAGCCUUCCACCUCCUCGCGGGACGCC